AUGUCGGAUACUACAUCUGCGACCGACUCGGUCAUUACGACCGUGAUAACUACUACCUCGGUCAGCUUAACGACCUCUCCCACCACCACUGUAAUUGUGACCGAUACCUCGACUUCUACCCCAGAGACAACUCCUGUUGCGCCCACAACAACAUCGUUUGUUACAGUCCCAACCUCGACCACGGUGGUAGAACCCACCACUUCCCAGUCCGUCAUUGAUGUGACUCAAACCACAACAAUAACCCCUAAUCAACCGACCACUUCUGCACUCCCGCCAACCACCCCAUCAGUACUGGUUAUCACUUCCACAAAGCCUGGCGAGUCUACUCCCAUAACACAAACCAGCACGAUUUCCUCGGCUACUUCCACGAGCGCAUCCUCAACUGCUUCAGCCUUGAGUGCUUCAGGCAAUGGAUCGGGUGGUUCCAAAGGCCUUUCUGAUGGAGGCAAGAUUGCAAUUGCAGUUGUGAUCCCCAUCAUUGCCAUUGCUGCCGCUUUCUUUAUUGGCUUCUUUUUAUGGAGGAAGAGAAAGGCCAGAAAAACCAACGAAGAACUCCGAAAGAAUGAGAUGGCUGAAUACGGCUUCAAUCCCAACAGUGACCCAACAUUGGCAGGUGCCGGCACCGCAUAUACUGACAAUGCCUCCGAGGCCCAAGAAGACAACAGUGGCUAUCGUGGAUGGGGUGCUACUUCGUCCAAUCGUAAAGCCUCUACCACUUUGGGCUCGAAUGGUAGAGCCGCUGCUGGUCUUGCUUUGUCCGAAAGCAGCAGUCAACCAGGAGGAUAUCACGGCUCACCUAAUGCGCCUUCUGACGCUUAUUCUACCGACCCAUUGAUGAAUGGACAUCCUGAGAGUGGUGAUGGUGUCGGUGCACUUGGAGUGGGAGCCGGUCUCAACCGAAACCGCAGUGGUGUCCGUCGAGGCCCUUCCAAUGCCUCAUCAACCUAUUCCGAAGGUCAUGUAUCUGAGCUAUCAUCUGAUAACCAAAGUGUUCCCGGGCCUUACUAUCAAGAAGAGGUCCCAUACAACAUCUAUAACGACGCCGCCCCUAGCCACGGCCCUUACGGAGAUGGUUCAUAUGGUGGAACCAAUAAUCCUCCUGUGAUAAGAGACGUUCAAGCCCGGAGAAACACUCGGAUCGAAAGAGCACCAACGUUCCCUCAAACACAAGGUGGAAUUUCGCAGAAUUUCUAA
Messenger RNA from Exophiala bonariae, 1194 nucleotides. RefSeq lists its product as uncharacterized. The record is from RefSeq and is a predicted model, not a curated record. The coding region runs from base 1 to 1194 and encodes 397 amino acids. The transcript has 2 exons. Lineage: Eukaryota; Fungi; Ascomycota; Eurotiomycetes; Chaetothyriales; Herpotrichiellaceae.